Messenger RNA from Emericellopsis cladophorae, 834 nucleotides. RefSeq names its product Tyrosine-protein phosphatase-like protein. The transcript has 2 exons. Bases 1 to 834 code for a protein of 277 amino acids. Lineage: Eukaryota; Fungi; Ascomycota; Sordariomycetes; Hypocreales; Bionectriaceae. Gene Ontology annotation, molecular function: phosphoprotein phosphatase activity. Gene Ontology annotation, biological process: dephosphorylation. The record is from RefSeq and is a predicted model, not a curated record.
AUGGCACCAUCCCGUGAAGAGAUCCUCGCGCUCGCCACCAGCGACGUCCGCAAUGCAAUUCCCCAGGAGACUCUCCUUCCACUGAUCACGACCAGUCCCUUCAUCCCCUCCAAAUCUCUCUUCAACCUUCGAGAUGUCGGCGCGGUGCCCGGCUCCGCGAUCCCUGCAGGACGUGUCUUUCGCACGGGUGCCCUCGCCCAAGCCGCGCAAGACCCCGAGGCUCUCACCUGGCUGCAGGCCAAUGUCAAGAAGAUCUUUGACCUGAGAAGGGGUUCUGAGCGGGAGGCGGCGCCAGAUCCGGAGCUGCAAGGCGUGGAGAAUGUCUGGUACGCGACCGAAGGGAAGAACCCAGCUCCUGAUCUGACGGCCUUCGCCGCCGCCGAUGGGGCCGAGGCAUGGGCGGACCAGCUCAUGAUUGUAGCGUCCAGCUACAAGCCUGUGAUACGUGAGCUUCUGAGGCACGUACGGGAUCAUCCCCAGGAACCAUUCCUGUUCCACUGCACCGCUGGUCGUGAUAGAACGGGCCUUGUGGCUGGUCUGUUGAACCAGCUGGCUGGCACUGCGCAGGAAGACAUCGUCUACGAUUACCUCCUCUCGCGACUGGGCACGGAGCCUGUACGCGAUAAGCUGGUCAAGAUCGCCAUGAUCAACCUGGGUAUCGACGACAUUGAGACCCCAGGCUUUGCGAACAUUGUCGACUUGCGCGCAGAGUAUUGGCUGGCGUUCCACACAGCGCUGCAAGAGGAGUAUGGAAGCUGGGAUGGUUAUGUCACCAAAGGCCUUGGGUUCUCUGCAGAGGACUUGGACACAAUCAAGAAGAAUCUACGAUCGUAG